Messenger RNA from Symbiodinium sp. CCMP2592, 714 nucleotides. NCBI's taxonomy places the organism in Eukaryota, Dinophyceae, Suessiales, Symbiodiniaceae. The record is from the annotation of a GenBank genome assembly.
AUGGCGCUCUCCCUUGCUGGACGGAAAGCUUUGGUGUUCGGAGGCACCUCUGGGAUUGGCUUGGCCACCUGCGAGGCCCUGCUCGCCAGUGGAGCAACGGUGGUGGGAUUCUCCCGGAACCCUGAGAAAGACGGGCUCCCAAAGGAGCUUUUGGCCGAGAGUUGCGAUGUUCGUGACCGCGAGAAGCUUUCGGAGGUGUUUGCUAAGCAUGCCCCAUUCGAUAUCCUGGUCAGUGCCGCCACCGGAGGGGAAAGAGCGAUCGGACCGUUCCUGUCUAUGGACCUGGAUGGAUUCCAGAACUCCUUCGACAAGCUCUGGGGCUAUGCCAAUGUGGUUCGUCUGGGAGCGGAGCACAUGACUGAGAAGGGCUCCAUCGUCCUCGUCUCGGGCGCUCCGGCGAGGAGGUGCAAGCCCGGGCAGAUUUCCCUCAGCUGCGUUGGAGCUGCUGUGGAGAAUCUCGUGCGGGCUGUGGCUCCGGAGAUUGUUCCACGGAGGAUCAACGUCGUCUCCCCAGGCUUGGUUGAGACUCCCAUGUUUGGACCCGACUCGGAAGAGAGACAUGCGAAGCUUGCAAAAAUGAGCUCUGGGAAUCCAAUUCCUCGAGCCGGGAAGCCUGAGGAGGUGGCGCAGGCGAUCAUGUUUCUGCUUACGAACGAGUUUGUCACUGGGACCACGGUGGAUGUGGACGGUGGCUGGCUUUGUGCCAACAAGUGA